Molecule: messenger RNA, 762 nt
Organism: Penicillium expansum
Lineage: Eukaryota; Fungi; Ascomycota; Eurotiomycetes; Eurotiales; Aspergillaceae
Product: alpha/beta hydrolase
Exons: 1
Coding region: 1-762 (253 amino acids)
Source: RefSeq, a predicted model, not a curated record
AUGUCAUCAGAUACAAAGCCGACUAUUAUUCUCGUCCAUGGCGCAUGGCAUGGCUCGUGGUGCUGGAAAUUCCAAAUUCCCGAACUCGAAGCUCUCGGCUAUGUUGUGGAGACUGUAGACUUACCAUGCGUCAGUGGGGUAGUUGGUACGACCCAAUUCGACGACGCUGCCCAGGUACGGUCCGUUGUGGAAUCGCAGACUGCUAUGAGUAAGCGCGUCGUUCUCCUGGCGCAUUCCUAUGGAGGACCAAUUGCCAGCGCUGCUAUCAAGGGGCUGUCCGAAAAGGGCGUGCUAGGAAUGAUUGCUCUAUCUGCUUUUAUCUUUCCUGGGGGCAUGGACCAAGGCGCAGUCAUUCGCAACAUUGGCGGGCUACCCUACGUCACGUGGGACGUGCCGAGUGAAGGUCUUUUCCAAACGAAAGACCCUCGCAGCUUGUUCUUCCCCCCAGAUGCACCAUCAGAUCGGAUAGAAUGGGCAGUACCGCAGCUUCGUCCUCAGAGCAUGGCUGCCAACAUGGGCAUUGUCCCUCCUCAAGCCUGGCAGGAUGACUCUUAUACUGGGAGAUUGGGCUAUAUUAGGUGCACAGCCGAUGUCGUCAUUCCUCUGGAACAACAGGAUACCAUGAUAGCAGGCGCAGGCAGCCAGGGUAAAUGGGUAGUUCGCACUCUUGAAGGAUCCGGCCACAGCCCCUUCCUGUCGCGCCCACAUGAAGUAGCAGCUGCACUUGAUGAGAUCAUCAAUGAUUUUGAAGCCAAGCUAUAA